CUGUCUUAACUAAUUUACAGUGCUUUGCUGAAAUUAUUAUACUAAAAAAAAAUAAAAAAAUCAAUCUUCAAUAGUGUGUGUGUUAAAUUCGCUUCAUUAUGAUCGUUAAUAUGCCCGUAACUCCCAGCGGUCACUCGCCAAAUCCUUUGCCGGCAACUGCCGCGACCACAAACUGCCACGACGGCAGCUCACCGACGCAUUGUGAAUAUAAUUUUCUAAAAAGAAAAUUUGACGGUGAGUGUGACUUAAGUGACUGCAGCGCCAACGUCACUGUGUCGGAAAGCAGCAACGCUGAUUAUCAAAACUCCACGGCCUGCACAACGCCGGCCUGGAAGAAGCGUCACCUGCAAGAAACCACCAGUGAUACAACCGAUGCAAAUUCCUGUUACAAUAACAAUGCCACCAACAACUACAAUAUCUACAGUCAGCAUACACACAACGAGACACAAAUGCUGAUAGAUGCCAUACAAACCGAUGAAAAUGUACAGAAUGAAAUAUGUGUCAGCACAAGUGCCAGCAAUGCCACCAACAACAACUGUACUACAAUUAACAACAACAAUAACAAUGAUAAAGCUAACAAUAAUAAUAAUAAUAAUAGUAACAACAACAGCAAUAUGACAUUUAAUCUGAUAAGCGGCAGCAGUUCCUUCAUCAACGAUCUCUUCGCCUACGAUGCCAAUCUGAUUGUGCCAGUUACCGCUAGUCUGGUGAGCCAGCCCACCAAUGGCAGUGCUGAUUCUACAUUGCCGACCUUUGUAACACCAUCCAAUGUCUGUGUAAAUACCAACUAUGAUGAUGGCAGCAAUUGGCAAGCCACCGAUCUGCUAGAGCUCGAUCAUCGUUAUAAUUCUGGUUUGCAAACCGAAAUCGCACACCUACAUCCGACAGUCGCUUUGAAGGCGGCCGAGGAGAGCACACUCAGUGUUGUACAGCAAAGUCAAAAGCACCCACAUCCAUUACAGCAACAACAGCAAAUGGAGGCAUCCAAUCAAUCACAGUUUCUAAUUCCUGAGAAACAAGUGUCAAGUCCAAAUGGCAAUACGGCUCUUAGCAGAUAUCGUACGUUACCAGCAGGCGGUCAAUUCUUCCAAACGCAACCUACUCAACAAUCUAUGCUUGCACAAUCAAAUACACUGACAGAUACAGAUGCUGACUUUGAGGACCGCAAUCUCUCGUGGUUACUAAAUUUUAAAUUCGACGAAUUUCCUCAUCUUUCCCCAGAUUUGGGCGGCAAUAGCAAUAAUAAUUCGCGCACGAACACUUUAAAUAACGGUUUGCACCACCGGAAUACCUGUUCGCCUACAUCCUCGCACAAAUCGAGCUCCUGCUCUCCACAAUCCUCAACUCCUCACUCUGGUGUUCAACAAAAUGUUAACGAUUACAUGCGUUCACCGAAGGGCACUACGAAGGCGGGAAAAAAGUUUGAGGAGCUUGUUAUGGAAGUCACCGCCGAGGUGGAUGGCAAUGAUAUGAUGGUCGCUGAGAAUGUUGUAGUCGAGAACUCGCCACAGAGAACGCCAAAGAAACCACCAUUCACGUAUACGGAGCUCAUUGAAUACGCCCUCGAGGAUAAGGGUGAACUAACGGUUUCUGGAAUAUAUCAAUGGAUAUCGUAA
Molecule: messenger RNA, 1616 nt
Organism: Bactrocera dorsalis (oriental fruit fly)
Lineage: Eukaryota; Metazoa; Arthropoda; Insecta; Diptera; Tephritidae
Product: transcription factor mef2A-like
Exons: 2
Coding region: 99-1616 (505 amino acids)
Source: RefSeq, a predicted model, not a curated record